Diprion similis is the source of this 1654-nucleotide messenger RNA. RefSeq names its product cytochrome P450 4c3 (gene Cyp4c3). The record is from RefSeq and is a predicted model, not a curated record. Bases 132 to 1646 code for a protein of 504 amino acids. Lineage: Eukaryota; Metazoa; Arthropoda; Insecta; Hymenoptera; Diprionidae. The transcript is spliced from 11 exons. Gene Ontology annotation, molecular function: monooxygenase activity; oxidoreductase activity, acting on paired donors, with incorporation or reduction of molecular oxygen; iron ion binding.
CCGCGCUCCGUCCAGCGAACACUGUUUUCCUGAACAAAUUUUGCCAUCCCAUCGAACAAUCAACAAAUUAACAUCAACAACAACGGAUUAUCAAACCCGAGGAAUUUACGUUUUAUCUAUAAAUCGAAAGAAUGAAUAUCUUUUUAGUGCUGAUUUUAACAGUGAUAGGAUGGCUGGUCAUAUGGUAUCGUUCCAGACGUCGAAUGGUAAAGUUGAUAGAAAAGAUUCCGGGACCCUUGGCUCUGCCGCUUCUUGGUAACGUGAUCGAAUUGAACGUCGACCAUGAUGAAUUAUUCCAACGUCUGAUGGGUAUGCGACUGUUCUGGGGUCCCAAUGACGGAAUCAACAAAGCGUGGCUAGGCACAACACCCUACGUCUUCCUGAGCAAGGCGUCAUCCGUGGAACCGAUUCUCGGAAGUAGUCGUCACUUGGGCAAGAGUCGGGACUACAGAUUUCUCCACCCUUGGCUAGGCACGGGAUUGCUGACAAGUUCCGGAAAGAAAUGGCACUCUCGACGUAAGAUCCUCACACCUACGUUUCACUUUAAAAUAUUGGAAGACUUCGUCGACAUUUUUUCGGAACAGACGGAGAUACUGUUGGAGAAAAUGGCGAAAGAAGUGGGCAGAGACUCGUUCAACAUAUUUCCCUACAUUACGCACUGCGCUUUGGACAUUAUCUGUGAGACUGCCAUGGGACGUCGCAUUUACGCCCAGGAUGACAGAGAAAGCGUUUACGUCAAGGCAGUUUAUGAAAUGGGAGGGAUUGUCCAGACUCGUCAAGCUACGCUGUGGUAUCAUCCCGACUGCUUGUUUCGUCUGACGUCCUGCUACAAGAAGCAUGAAAAUUGCGUUAAAAUAUUGCACGAGUUCUCCAUGAAGGUGAUUAGUGAAAGAAGACAGGUGAUCGAGGACCGACUAGCGGAGAUCGAGUACAAAGAAGAACAGUAUGGAACCAAGAAGCUAGCCUUCCUCGACUUACUGAUCGAAGCAUCUCGAGGCGGAACUCUUCUCUCGGACGAAGACAUUCGGGAGGAAGUUGACACAUUCAUGUUCGAGGGCCACGACACAACCUCGUCCGCAAUGAGUUGGACGCUGUUUCUGCUCGGCUGUCACUCUGAAAUACAGGAAAAAGUCGUCGCGGAAUUGGAGGAAAUAUUUAGCCAAGGUGAUUCUGAUCGAAGACCAACUAUGCGGGACCUGAACAGUAUGAAGUAUCUGGAAAGAUGCAUCAAGGAAGCUCUGCGAUUGUAUCCAAGCGUACCUUUACUUGCCCGACAAGUCUCAGAGGAUACUCAAAUCGGGAAGUACGUCGUCCCGAGGGGAACCACAGCAAUAAUCGUUGUUCCAAUGCUACAUAGAGACUCCAACGUCUUUCCGAAUCCUGAAUGCUUCGACCCGGAUCGAUUUCUAGCAGAGAACAUGAUCGGCAGGCAUCCGUACGCUUAUAUACCUUUCAGUGCCGGGCCGAGGAAUUGCAUAGGACAAAAAUACGCGAUUUUGGAAGAAAAAGCUGUGCUAUCAGGUGUGCUACGAAAAUACAAAAUCGAAGCCACAUGUCGCAGAGAGGAUAUCAUUGUUAGCGGAGAACUAGUAACCAGAGCAAAAGACGGUUUGGAAGUAAAAAUAACACCACGAACAAAAGUCUAACACACAUC